GGGAGGAAGAAGAGGAGGAGAAGUCAUGCCAACUACCCUUCUUCUCUCUCUUAUUCCCUUCAAGGGUUGAGGCGGAGCGCGAGCGCUCUCUCUGUCAGUCACCAAUGUGAGAGGUGCGCGCGCUGGGCAGCGGUUGCGUGACUGAUUAGAAAGGUGUCUCUAUUGCGCGUGCGCGCCUCCCUCCGCCUUAAACAGCUUAAAAGAGAAAGGCAGCGACCGUUGGGCGGCGCGUGAGGACCGGAGCCGCGCCUUUCUCUCUCUCUCCUCCUCCAGUGCGCGUGCGCGAGUGUGUAGAGAGAGAGAGAGAGAGAGAGAGAGAGGGACGAGGGGGAGGGGAAGCGAAUGAGGCGGCGUUGCUUUUGCUGCUGCUGCUGCUGCUGCCUUUCGCCGGUUCACCAUCCUCCUCCUCCUCCUCCUCGGUCUCCAUCCCUUCCUCCCUUGGUCGCCGGGGCUCCACCCCGGAGUUGCUGCUUGAGGAGGGGAGCCGUCGCCUGAUUGGGAUUAACCGUCGUGAGGGGGAAGGGGGGCUGAGGGACCUGGCUGAGGAAGGAGGAGGAGGAGGAGAGGGCGACGAGGGGCUGAGGCCCACGCAGCCUCGGUGGCUGAGGGUUUGGAUUUUACGACGCGCCGUUCGGGGACCCAGGAGGAGGAGGAGGAGGAGAACCGUGGCUUAAUCCGCCCCCGCCCCACCCUCCCUCCCUCCCCGCCCGCCUGGACCAUGGCCGACGACGACGUGCUCUUCGAGGAUGUCUACGAGCUCUGCGAGGUCAUCGGCAAGGGUCCAUUCAGUGUUGUACGACGAUGCAUCAACAGAGAAACUGGACAACAGUUUGCUGUAAAGAUUGUCGAUGUAGCAAAAUUCACUUCAAGUCCAGGAUUAAGCACAGAAGAUCUGAAGAGGGAAGCCAGUAUCUGUCACAUGCUGAAACAUCCUCAUAUUGUUGAACUCUUGGAGACCUACAGUUCCGAUGGAAUGCUAUACAUGGUGUUCGAAUUUAUGGAUGGUGCAGAUCUUUGCUUUGAAAUUGUAAAAAGAGCAGAUGCUGGUUUCGUAUACAGUGAAGCUGUAGCUAGUCAUUACAUGAGACAGAUACUGGAAGCACUACGUUAUUGUCAUGAUAACAAUAUAAUUCACAGGGAUGUUAAGCCACACUGUGUGUUACUUGCCUCAAAAGAAAACUCAGCACCUGUGAAACUCGGUGGUUUUGGUGUUGCUAUUCAAUUAGGGGAAUCAGGACUCGUUGCUGGAGGGCGGGUAGGAACACCUCAUUUUAUGGCCCCAGAAGUAGUAAAACGAGAGCCUUAUGGAAAGCCUGUGGACGUAUGGGGCUGUGGAGUAAUCCUUUUUAUUCUGCUUAGUGGUUGUUUGCCUUUUUAUGGAACAAAGGAAAGAUUGUUUGAAGGCAUAAUCAAAGGAAAAUACAAGAUGAAUCCUAGGCAGUGGAGCCAUAUCUCUGAAAGUGCCAAAGAUCUGGUACGGCGCAUGCUCAUGCUGGACCCAGCUGAAAGAAUAACUGUUUAUGAGGCACUCAACCAUCCUUGGCUGAAGGAACGUGAUCGCUAUGCAUACAAGAUUCACCUUCCAGAAACUGUUGAACAGCUGAGGAAAUUCAAUGCAAGAAGAAAAUUGAAGGGUGCAGUACUAGCAGCAGUGUCAAGUCACAAAUUUAAUUCUUUCUAUGGUGAUCCCCCUGAAGAACUCCCAGAUUUUUCUGAAGACCCCACUUCCUCAGGACUUCUAGCCGCAGAAAGAGCAGUCUCACAAGUGCUGGAUAGCCUAGAAGAAAUCCAUGCGCUUACAGAUUGCAGUGAAAAAGACUUAGAUUUUCUACAUAGUGUUUUCCAGGAUCAGCAUCUUCAUACGUUACUAGAUCUUUAUGACAAAAUUAAUACAAAAUCUUCAUCACAAAUCAGGAAUCCACCAAGUGAUGCUGUACAGAGAGCCAAAGAGGUAUUGGAAGAAAUUUCAUGUUACCCAGAAAACAAUGAUGCAAAAGAACUUAAACGUAUUUUAACACAACCUCAUUUCAUGGCCUUGCUUCAAACUCAUGAUGUAGUGGCGCAUGAAGUUUACAGUGAUGAAGCGUUAAGAGUUACACCACCCCCUACAUCUCCAUAUUUAAAUGGAGAUUCUCCAGAGAGCGCCAAUGGUGACAUGGACAUGGAGAAUGUAACACGAGUACGAUUGGUUCAGUUCCAAAAAAAUACAGAUGAGCCAAUGGGUAUCACUUUAAAAAUGAAUGAGUUGAACCACUGUAUUGUAGCAAGAAUUAUGCAUGGAGGAAUGAUUCACAGGCAAGGUACACUUCAUGUGGGGGAUGAAAUUCGGGAAAUAAAUGGAAUUAGUGUAGCAAAUCAAACAGUGGAACAGCUGCAAAAAAUGCUUAGGGAAAUGCGAGGUAGCAUCACUUUCAAGAUUGUGCCAAGUUACCGCACUCAGUCUUCUUCAUGUGAGCAAACAAACUGGGAGAAAUACUAUAGAGAUUCCCCCUCUACAUCCAGACAGUCCCCAGCUAAUGGCCAUAGCAGCAUUAACAAUUCUGUUUCGGACUUGCCAUCAACAACACAACCAAAAGGACGACAGAUAUAUGUAAGAGCACAAUUUGAAUAUGACCCAGCAAAGGACGACCUCAUUCCCUGCAAAGAAGCUGGCAUCAGAUUUAGAGUUGGUGAUAUUAUCCAGAUUAUUAGCAAAGAUGAUCACAAUUGGUGGCAGGGUAAACUGGAGAAUUCAAAAAAUGGAACUGCAGGCCUCAUUCCUUCUCCUGAACUUCAGGAAUGGCGAGUGGCCUGUAUAGCUAUGGAGAAGACUAAACAGGAACAGCAAGCAAGCUGUACUUGGUUUGGAAAGAAAAAGAAGCAGUACAAAGACAAAUACUUAGCAAAGCACAAUGCAGUGUUUGACCAAUUAGAUCUUGUCACGUAUGAAGAAGUAGUAAAAUUACCAGCCUUCAAAAGGAAAACACUAGUCUUACUAGGAGCACAUGGUGUUGGGAGAAGACAUAUAAAAAAUACACUAAUCACAAAACAUCCAGACAGAUUUGCAUAUCCUAUUCCACACACAACAAGACCACCAAAGAAGGAUGAAGAGAAUGGAAAGAAUUAUUAUUUUGUAUUACAUGACCAAAUGAUGCAGGACAUUUCCAACAAUGAAUAUUUGGAAUAUGGUAGCCAUGAAGAUGCAAUGUAUGGGACAAAACUGGAAACAAUACGGAAAAUCCAUGAACAGGGAUUAAUUGCAAUACUUGAUGUAGAGCCUCAGGCUCUGAAGGUCCUGAGAACUGCAGAAUUCGCUCCUUUUGUUGUUUUUAUCGCUGCACCUACAAUUACCCCAGGCAUUAAUGAGGAUGAGUCUCUUCAACGCUUGCAAAAAGAAUCUGAAAUCUUGCAGAGAACAUAUGCACACUACUUUGAUCUUACAAUUAUCAACAAUGAAAUUGAUGAAACAAUCAGGCAUCUGGAGGAAGCCAUUGAGCUUGUUUGUACAGCAUCACAAUGGGUUCCCGUCUCCUGGGUGUAUUAAUCCUGUCAUGAGAAGGAUUUUAUCUGUACUGGGAACCACCUCAUACAUGGACAACCUCUUUGUUAUCGGCCUUGUGUCAACAGGUCUUGGCCCCUAGAGACUACCUAGAUGUAGUGUGACCUAAAUUUAUAAUUAUCGUCAUGUCCUUAUAGAUAGGAGGAGAAAAAUGCUAAUUUAAAGAGACAGUAUCUUUUUUAAUCAGUUCUCCUAAACUUUAUUAAAAUGUAUCUUUAAAUAUAUGUAUUAUUCAAUCCUUUGGAAUGUUAUAUUUUUGGAAAUCAUAGCUUUUAAUUUCAAAGGCCCCUAAAACUGCACAAAAUAGAUGCUGCUUUCUAUAAUCUAUUUUAAUAAUAAUAUGAUCUGUUACUUAACUUGGGGGUGGAACACUACAUUCUUUUUAGAGUCUGAUUUUGUGAAUUGGAAUACCUUGCUUUUCUUUAUUUAUUUGAAAUUAUUAGCCCAAUCAUGACCAGAUCAAUUCUUACAUUUUAAUGGCCUUCCUUUGCAUUUUUAAUCAUUUUUAGAAUAGCAUUUUGAAGUACUUUCAUGUAAUAUCCAGAUAAUGUGAUACUGUCUCUUUGAAGAACUCUGUAAAACUUAUAGAGAUUUGAAGUUGGGUCUUGACUCUUAAUGCAUGUGGACAGUCGCAAGCGUUCAUGCUGUUGGUGUAUCUGUGUUGAAAAAAACUGUAAUCUACAGCAAAGUACAUUCCGUUCAUGGGGGGAAAGUACCCAAGGGAAUAAAAUAAAAAUACUAUGACUAAGUUGUAAAACCUAUGCACAUCCCUUGCAUUUUGGGCAACUUUAUAAACAAAAAUCCUAAUUUUUAUUAAUAAUCAUGUAGUGAAAUGUGUUUGUAAUUUUGUCUCAAUUUAAUUUGUUGUAAAGUUGGGAGGGGAAAAAUGACUGGUUUCAUCAUUUCAGAUCUGUGUUGUCUGAGAGUAUUAACGUUUUAAUUACGUUUAAGCAAAGAAAUGCUGAUUUUUAAUAUGUAUGUAAUCGUUUUGAAAAUGCACACAUUUUAAGAGAAAAUACUGUGCAAUGAAGAAACCAAUUUAGGCAUUGCGAUAAACUAACAAUUCCAAAAGACUCAUCAGCCCUGUAAAUUCCUUUCAACAGUAAAUGACUCUAUAGUCUGACCAAUUUUUUAUUUUAAAUAUACUUCCUUUUAUGUGUUCAAUUAAAUGCCUUGGGUCAUUCAUUUCAUCACAGGAUGCUUCAAAGACUUCUAAAGCCUUCUUUGUAGAUAUUUAGAAAAACAGUUCUUUGCAUUCAGUUGCAUUUGUUCAUUGAUUUCAAAACUUUAACACUUGUGGCUCACUUAGCAAUUAAGGGUCGCUUCAUAUAUUGACAGUGUUACCAUGUGCCCAUGCUAAAAACAGUAUACCCAGAAAUGCAUGUAAUAAAUAUGCUACACAGGUACGGAUGACAGGUAACUCUCAAUUGGCCCAGCUCUUGGCAGUGAAUACUCUGUAGGUGAAAUAUGUUCUCAGUAAUGUGUGAAGCAGUCCUAAUUUUUAUAUGUGGAGCCUUAAUAAGCAAAUUUUACCAUGUAUUCAUCUCAAAGUUAUUGCAGUUUUCUGAUUUCUCUGACCAGCCUGUCAGCAAGAGUGACAUCUGCUCUCACACAGAAGAAGGAUAUUGAGAAUUCUCCAUCCCAGUUUACUAUGCCUUUGUGAACCUCACCACCAUUUAACACCAGUAUUGCUGUACCUUGGACUUGUUUUGCAUUUUUAUUAUUUAAUAUGGAUUUUUUAAAAUUUUAUUAUUAAAUUCCAGUAUGUUUUUGAACAAUGUUAUUUUUCACAUUCAAAUGCAAAAUUGUUAUUCAUUUCUGGAUAAUUUCAUUUCUUUAAGAACCAUUCAGAAUUCAAGGUGUGUUACUGUUCUAAAAGAUGGAAGUUUUUUAAAAGGUACUAGAAAUAUUCAUCCACUUUGAUUCUUCUCAUUGCCUUGCAACACAUAAGACAAUAGUUAUUUGUUCACAGUUUUCUGAGCUAGUUAUGAUUAUGGUUCUUAAAAAUAAUACUAAAUCUAAACUUUAAGAUUUGUUUUGGUAACAAAAGAAGUCAGAGACAGCCCAUUCUUUAGACAUGUCAUAUUCUGCACACUUGAAGGUAAGUAUCUACAGAAAGAUUAACACCUAGCUUUGUUUUGGUAUAUACUCCAUAAAACCUUCUGAAAAGACUGUGUGCACUGCAAACUAGUUUUUAAUUUUUGAACCUGACAUAACAAAGCCUAGAAAAAUUGUUUCUUUUUUGCCUUUGAUUAAGGAUAUUAAUUAAUUGUGCUGCCAACAGAUUGAUCUGUCUGUAUCAUUAGGUACAUAGCAUCCUUGCAACUAUUACAUCAUACUUGGUAACACUGUAGUGGCAGAACAUUUGAAGUAGGCUAUACUACAGUUGGCCCAACAUAUCCACAGAUUUUUUUAUCCAUGAAUUCAACCAUCGGCAGCUUGAAAAUAUUCCAAAAAAUUCCAAAAAGCAAGCCUUGAAUUUGCCAUGUUACUAUGCCACUGUAUACAAUAAGACUUGAGUAGCCAUGGAUUUUGGUAUCCACAGCAGGGCCUGGAACCAAAACCCAACAGAUACAAAGGGUCCACUCUAGUUUCUUUCUCUUCAAUGUAAUUCAUAGAGAACUGAGUACAUUAUUCUAACCUGGUGAUUUGGAAGUGUGAUAACUGGAUACAAGAAGUUUUUGAUCUCCCUUUGCAUCUUAACAUGUAUUUGGGACCGAGUCCCAAUAUUUUUUUUUACAAUAUACUGCAGUACUUAUUCUUUCCCUGUGUCUGUGUAUUUAACCACCAAUGAUGGAGAUUAGCAAUCAGUGUCAUUUUUACUUAAACAUUUCACCAGUUGUAUACAAUAUUUACUUGGAAGUACUAGUAUAAAUAUGAGAUGCAAGUUUACUUUCCUUGACAAUGAUCAAACUCAAGUUAAUUUUAAUGGAACUGGAUGUAGACCAUAGUAUUGCACUUUUGCUGUUAUUGCUGUAUUCUGUCCUGAGCACUUGAACAUAUGGGCCAAAAUAUUGAACUUUUAAACACUCUAUUAUAGUACAAGGUUUAAAUUUAUUGGGAUUAAAUUUUGCUAGAUUGAGCACAUGAAAUUUACUGAUACAAACUUGCACCUCCUUCCCAUGAAAGCUCCCCAUUUUAAAAAAAAACAUACUUUUUAUAUUUGUAUUUAUUCUUUCUUCAACAGGUAUAGAUAAAUAGAACAGGAGGCAGUAUCUCAUCUCAGCACUGACAGCUCAGACCUGCUUAUUGUUGUGUGCCUUCAAGUAAUUUCCAACAUAUGGCAAUCCUAAGGUUUAUCACAGGCUUUUAUUGGCACAUUUCUUCAGAGGUGGUUUGCCAUUGCCAACCUCUGACGUUUAGAAUGUGUGACUUGCCCAAGCUCACCCAGUGGGUUUACAUGGCCAAGCCAGGAUUCAAACCUUGGUCUCCAGAGUCAUAGUGCAGUGCUCAAACCAAUACGCAACAUUGGCUCUCAGUAUGCUUACCUAUGCUUUAACAGUGUAACAGCAUGAUAUGUUCUCUGGCUAUUAUGUUGUGGAAGAAUUUGGUUUUCUUUUUUUAUAUUACAAGAUUCAUGAUAGAGAUAAGCAUUUAGCAUCUCUGAAAAUCAGCUAACUGGUACUUUGCUAACUAUAGUAUUCAAUAACAUUGCAUUUUCUUGAAUUCCUAAAGCAAAGAACAGUUCUAAAAAACUAUAUUGUUCUAUGUGGCCAACACAGUGGAUCCUAAAAUUGAUCUUCUGCAUUAUUUUGAUUCUAGAUGAGCAUUUACGUGAUCAUUGAAAAUGCAUGUUUAGAAUUUUUAAAAAUUAUUUUAGGGAGCAACCCAGGCACACAUACCUAGGAGUUAAUCCACUGUACACAACCUAUGAGAAGAUAUUGGGCCCUUUUAAAUCUUUAAAAUAUAAUAUCUAACAAACUUCUGUUUAAUAAACUGGUUUCAUCAUUUGAUGGAAUAAAGAACUACAGCAUGGCAUGAUAGCAUUUCCUAGAUAAUGAAGUAGCACUGUUUCCGUCAUUAAAACAGAGGCGCUUUUGCUAGCAUUUAGGCUGUUAAGCUACCUAGAAAGCAAUAAAAAUUCCUGUUUGAAACAUCUGUUUUUGUGCAGAAAUGUAUCCCAACAUAAACAAUAUAAAAUAUGAAAAGUGGACUAAUAUCAAAGUACCUUCUCCCUAUAUCUUCUGAUUGUCAUAAAAUGCUUGGCUGAAAUCUAUCCUGAUUGGUUUUGAAUUUCUCCCGAUAUAAAACCUGACAUUUUACUAAAAGGGCUUCAUAUGAGUAAGACAUCUUUUUGUUCACCUCAUGUUGUAUACCUUCAAGUUGUUGCUGACUUAGGCAACUCUUAAGACGAACCUAUCACAAGGUUUUCUUGGCAAAAUUUGUUAAGAGGGGCUUUCCUUUGUUGUCUUCUGUGACUGAGAGAAUGUUAUAGAAGUGCAUAAUAAAGUCAUGUCAUUUUUGUAUGGAAAUGUCUGUUGAAAUCUAAACUCUGAAAACUAAUGGGUUCUUAACACACACAUACACACACCCAUCACAAUACAUUGCUUAUUAUGUAUCACUGUAUACACUGAUAUAUAAACUGUAUGCCUAAAUCUAAAGCCAUUUUGCAUGGCUGUCUGAAAAAAACACAGAUGACUAGACAUUCUGACAUAAAUUUAGGGAGCCCUCCCCCAUCACACACUUUUUGCAAAUAAAAGGCUUUGCAGAAACAAUGAAAGCUACAGCUCAUCACAGCUGUGCAGCUAUGAAUUACAACUAAGUCAGAGUGAAAAACAGGUUGUGACUCUAUAAUCAGAGGCAGACCACAAAUUGAUAAUCUUUUUGUUUGGUUAAGUUGAAAAUACCUUUCUUAUGAUUCUCUAGUAAUAUGCUGAAGAAUCUGAAGAAGUAUGCAGAAGAGUCUGAACACAGGUCCUCAAAGCAUGUAUUGGGUACAAGAACUUUUAAAGUAUACAAAUUUAUUUGAACUGAAGUUGCUUUAUGUAUGUAUGUAUGUUGUCCUCGAUACAUCCUCUAAAGGACUCGUUGUUACAUAACUACCCUUACCCUUCUGAACAUUAUUUUCACAACUAUUGAUAUCACCUCUGAAAGAACAUCCUUGAGGAUGGUUUUUUCCACUUCCAGUCAGUAGGAAAAAAAUACUUCUAGUCAACUAUGUCAGGAGUGGCACUCCAAAUGCUGUUGGACUGUGACAUCUAUCAUCCCAUUGCAGUGCUGUUCUAGUUAAGGGUGGUAAGAGUUGCAGGCCACUGAUAUCUGGAGUCCCCAAACUGACCACUCUGAAACAAGUUCCUCUUGAGAAGGAGAAUUAAUAACCCUAAGCAUGCUUUAAAAUGCUUAGAAAAAAGAUCUCCAUUAUUAUUAUUAUUAUUAUUAUUAUUAUUAUUACUAUUAUUAUUAGCUUCUCUCCCACCUUUUUCCAUUCAUGACUCUUAAAUGCAGGGGUAGGCAACCUGCGGCCCGGUGAAGCCUUGGGACCGG
This is a messenger RNA of Sceloporus undulatus (fence lizard), 9022 nucleotides long. It is a transcript of the gene CASK, whose product is annotated as calcium/calmodulin dependent serine protein kinase. Gene Ontology annotation, biological process: protein phosphorylation; regulation of neurotransmitter secretion. The record is from RefSeq and is a predicted model, not a curated record. NCBI's taxonomy places the organism in Eukaryota, Metazoa, Chordata, Lepidosauria, Squamata, Phrynosomatidae. The transcript is spliced from 28 exons. Gene Ontology annotation, cellular component: basolateral plasma membrane; cell-cell junction; plasma membrane. Gene Ontology annotation, molecular function: protein kinase activity; signaling receptor binding; ATP binding. The coding region runs from base 719 to 3523 and encodes 934 amino acids.